Messenger RNA from Symbiodinium sp. CCMP2592, 2127 nucleotides. NCBI's taxonomy places the organism in Eukaryota, Dinophyceae, Suessiales, Symbiodiniaceae. The record is from the annotation of a GenBank genome assembly.
AUGGCUCGCUCUCGCUCUCCUGCAGUGCGUCGCCUGCUCACUCGUGGCACAGCUGGCAUCGACGACAUCUUCCUGUCGCCACUGACGACAGAGGAGAGGCGACGCUGUCGAUGCCUUGAAGCCGAGGGGAAAGACCGCAGUGAUGAUGAGGAUUCCGUGGAGGAGCCUUCGUCCUCGUCUGUGGACGAUAUGGAAGAGCACACUUCGCACUCGCUGGAGCAUUUGGGCACUUCUGCGUCUCAGGAUGCCAUCCAGGAUUACAGCCAAGGUGACGUCAGCAGCUCGGGGUCGGUGCAGUCUGCAGGCGUCCCGCUUGACAUCCUUGAGCAGCUGAACGAAGAGGCUGCUCAGCUGGAGGACUUGCGGCGAUGCUCGGUGCCUUGCCCUCACGUGAAGCAGGCCCGCUUCAAAUGGGGCGGUUGCCCGCACCACGAGCGCAGGAGCUUGCAGCCGCACCUCGUACAGAGUGGUGCUAACAGAGGGCAACUGGUCCUCCGGUGCGCUGCCUUUUGGCGUCGCGGGGGGGACCACCACGAGAAAUGCUUUUAUGCAUAUCCCUUCCCUUGGGGGCUCUUCCAUAAGUUGCCGGACGAUUUAAAGUCUUCCUACGGCUGUGUAGACUUUGCGUUGUCCCGGGGCAUCAACUACACGUUUGGCUACACGCUCGCCUACAAGCAGAUGAGCGGGGGACAGGGUCCGGACUGCCAAGGCAUAGUCAGGGCCAUGUAUCUCUUUUCCAUGAGGGUUCCUGUGGACGCCGCCCCGCUGCUGGCAGAUAGAGACCACAAGUACCUGGAGCGUACCUUUCAGCGCUUCCGACGAGCGGCUGCCUUUCAGAUGAUGGCUUUCCAGCUGGACAUGCGCUUUCCGCCAGGGGUGGUGGAGUUUGAUGGAAUGAGGAGCUCAGGCCGCAAAAACCGAGCCGAAGGCGAGAGCCAUCACCUGGGCCGCUUUCUCGUAGCCUGCCACAGGAGCAGUGCCAACACCGUCUUCCUGCCGCUGCCCGACAAGCGCACGAAAGUUGGAGCACCAGGCCUGACCAGCCUUCUGCACUUUCCUUUCGCUGCCAUGGCCCUGGAAGUUUCAGCAGAUUUCUCGCUGGCUCUGGGGGCCGCUGUCUUGACAGCUCUUGACCUUCACAUGCCGGACAAGAAUGUACGGGACGCCUGGAGAUGUUCCCACUUGCUUCGCAUGUUACGUGUCACCAUGGCCUGUUACGACAUUCGUCGUAACCUGGGGCCACACCAAAGCAAGGCCGAGCUGGAAGUUCUGACUUUGGCUGCCCACGUGCUCGCCUGCGUGUUUGCCACCGAAGACAGGCUGAUCACACUCGGAGAUUGCCCUCUCGCUCCUGUGGUCCCUGCACCCGAUCACCAGACUUUUCGUGACCAGGUUCGUGUCUGGGGGGGUGGUGCCUGGAGAAAUCAGUUAGACCACCUCCACCAGGAACUCAGGAUGGUGCUGCUCGAGCUAAGCCAGUGCAGCGCCAUAUUCCAGCACAGCCGUGGGCUUCGUCAGCUGUUUAGUUCUUGGCAAGGAGUUCUCGAGGACUUCAAUUUGCUCGUGGCCGGCUUGCUGCAAGAGCCCACAACUGUGCGCGACCAGCUCUGCCCGCCGGAGAGUACCGCAGAAGUGCUGCCUUGGGUCCAGAAGAAACUCUGCCCCUACAAGCACGUGGUGGGCAGCGACCAGUCGAAAGGUCUCGCCAAAGCUUGGCGGACCCUCAACGUGCAGGCGGCCACGGCUUGCCAUGGCAAGGCUCACUACACGCCCGUCGUCAAGCUCAAAACAUCGCUGAUACCACGGCAAGCUUUGAAAAACCUCAAGGCCUGCAGCAGAGCCAACGUGAAUCGCAGUACGGUCACCAUGGUCGGUGGCGAUCAGCGAUGUGAGAGCCAAGUGGCAUCUUUGAAGCGGAUGCUGCGGCGAUGCAACAUGCUUGGCCGAAGUAGCUCAAAAAGCUCUCGGUGCCACAUCGAUGGGCUAAGCUCUCGCUUUUUGCAAGAGCACCAGGGGUUUGAAAAGAUAGCUGCAGCUGUGGCGGCGUAUCAAAACUUUUACCAAGACAGUGUGUCGCCGAAGGAUCUCUGGGAGCAAACCUCCUUCUUGGACGCUCAGGCACCCUGA